Molecule: messenger RNA, 1381 nt
Organism: Talaromyces stipitatus ATCC 10500
Lineage: Eukaryota; Fungi; Ascomycota; Eurotiomycetes; Eurotiales; Trichocomaceae
Exons: 2
Coding region: 127-1050 (307 amino acids)
Source: RefSeq, a predicted model, not a curated record
ACUCGCAGUGCCAAUCUAUCGCUGGGAAAAAAUUCGAUCGCUAUCAGCACCUCAACACAUUCGUUUUUGUUCGUUGCUACAACUGCCGAGUUUCAUUCAUCCUUUCUGAAAAAGAAAAACGCCAAAAUGGUCAAAGCAGGUCUCGCUCUUCUGGCGUUCGCCGCACCGGCUUUUGCCGCUGUCAUUGAGCGUGGUGAGGAGGGAGACAAGGCAGCUGGUUCCUAUGCUCCUCCUCCUCCCCCGGUUCCUCCCAAGUCGACUUAUGCUCCUCCUCCUCAGCCCACUCACUCUGAGCCCCAGCCGACUCACUCAACCUAUGUUCCUCCUCCUCCACUAUCUUACUCAACUUCUGAGCCUCCUCACUCCUACACUCAGCCUCCUCAUUCUGAGCCGUCUCACUCCUACACUGAGCCGCAUUACUCAUACACCCAGCCUCCUCACUCUGAGCCAUCUCACUCCCACACUGAGCCGGCUCAUUCGUAUACCAAGCCUUCUCACACGUACACCAAGCCCACCCACACCGAGCCAGCUCAUUCCUACACUGAGCCUCCCAAGCCCAAGCCCACUCCUCCUCCCAAGAGUUAUACUAAGCCGGUUGUGCCUCCUCCUCACACCGGCACUGGUGGCAUCACCAAGACAUUGACUAUCACCACCACCGAGUGUCCAAUCUCCUCCAAGACCGUGGUUUCAGGAACAUCCACCAUCGUCGUACCAAUCACUGAAACUCACACCGUCACUCGCACCAUUGUCACUGUCGUGCCCACCGGCACCAGCACCCCUAACACACCCCCCAAGGAGGGCGGUAACCCGCCACCACAGGAAGGCGGAAACCCUCCUCCUUCAAAGGGUGGUAGCCCUCCUCCUUCAAAGGGUGGUAGCAACCCUCCUUCAAAUGGUGGUAGCAACCCUCCUCCUGCUGAAGGUGGCACUACUCCUACCGAGUCUACUACUACUCCACCGGUCUACACUGGCGCUGCUGCUGCCAUUGUUAAUCAGCAACCCGUUGCCGGGCUUAUGGUCGCUGCUCUUGGAGCUUUUGCUCUUCUUUGAGUGUGGAAAGCUUGAACUCGGGAAGAGAGUUGUGGAGAGUUAGGCCUUGUGGGAGUCUCAACUCUUUUCAUUGUGGAGUGUUGAAAGAAUUCUAUAAUUGGUGUUUUCUUUUUCUGGAUUUUUGAAGAAAUUUUGUUUACAGUUUCUAUUCUUCUACCUGUUUUGUGCUCUGACAAGCUUGAAAAAGAGACGCGUAACUCUCUCUGCCAGUGGGCGCAUUUUACAUACAUAUCCUUUAAUGUUUCGAAUGUAUCUGAUAUCUUUUUCUAUACACGAUUUUAAAAAGGUAGAUUAGACUAUAAAUAAAAGAGAAAAAAAAUUGGGUUCUAGU